Messenger RNA from Pundamilia nyererei, 2632 nucleotides. It is a transcript of the gene g6pd, whose product is annotated as glucose-6-phosphate dehydrogenase. The transcript has 12 exons. The record is from RefSeq and is a predicted model, not a curated record. Gene Ontology annotation, molecular function: glucose-6-phosphate dehydrogenase activity; NADP binding. Gene Ontology annotation, biological process: pentose-phosphate shunt, oxidative branch; glucose metabolic process. Gene Ontology annotation, cellular component: cytosol. Bases 61 to 1689 code for a protein of 542 amino acids. NCBI's taxonomy places the organism in Eukaryota, Metazoa, Chordata, Actinopteri, Cichliformes, Cichlidae.
UUACCCAUUUUGUACAGUAGGUGGCAGCACACAGUCGGGAAACUUUUCUGCAAGGCGAGGAUGACAGCUGAAAUGUCGAGUGUCAUGCAGCCACAGGGAAACGAGUGGUCACAGCAGACGGUCGAAGAACAGAUGGGUCAGAAGAUGAGCUCAGAGAGUCUGACUCGCUCUGAGGUGUUUGGGCAGCUCAGGAGGGAGCUUUACGGGGAGGAGCGGUCAAGUCAUUCCAAUACACACUUAUUCAUCAUACUGGGAGCAUCUGGAGAUCUUGCUAAAAAGAAGAUCUAUCCAACCUUAUGGUGGUUAUUCAGAGACGGCCUUCUUCCAGACAACACGUUUUUUGUGGGUUUUGCUCGGUCCAGCUUGACUGUAGAGGACAUCAAGGCAGCAUGUCUGCCCCACAUGAAGGUCAGUGAUGAAGAAAGCGACUACCUAUCAGCCUUCUUCAGUAAAAACUCCUACCUGAGUGGCAGGUAUGAUGACGGCAGCUCCUUCGACCAACUCAGCAAACAUCUGUCAUCUCUCCCUGGGGGCGCCAACGCUAAUAGACUUUUCUACCUGGCUCUACCACCGACUGUCUACCAUCAUGUCAGCAAAAACAUCAGAACCCACUGCAUGAGCCUCAAAGGUUGGAACAGGGUAAUUGUCGAGAAGCCCUUUGGUCGUGACCUCCAGAGUUCACAGGAACUGUCAACCCACCUGUCGUCCCUGUUUACAGAGAACCAGAUCUACCGCAUAGAUCACUACCUGGGAAAAGAGAUGGUCCAGAACCUCAUGGUGCUCAGGUUUGGAAAUCGCAUUUUUGGACCCAUAUGGAACAGGAACAGUGUGGCCUGUGUGGUUCUCACCUUCAAGGAGCCUUUUGGCACUCAGGGCCGUGGAGGAUACUUUGAUGACUUUGGUAUUAUUCGAGAUGUCAUGCAGAACCAUCUUCUCCAGAUGCUCUGUUUGGUUGCAAUGGAGAAACCUCCUUCUACCAGUCCAGAUGACGUGAGGGAUGAGAAGGUGAAGGUGUUGAAGUGUAUACCUCCUGUUGAAGUAUCAGAUGUUGUGCUUGGCCAGUAUGUCGGAGAUCCUGAAGGGGAAGGUCAAUCCAGACUGGGAUACCUUGAUGAUCCCACGGUGCCCAAAGACUCCUGGACACCAACUUUUGCAACAGCAGUCCUGCAUGUCCAGAAUGAGAGAUGGGAUGGAGUUCCUUUUAUUCUGCGCUGUGGUAAAGCACUAAAUGAGCGGAAAGCAGAAGUACGUCUGCAGUUUACUGACGUGCCGGGAGACAUUUUUGGUGAUUGCUGUCAGAGGAAUGAGCUGGUGGUGCGGGUGCAGCCAGAUGAAGCCAUUUACUUAAAAAUGAUGACCAAGAGGCCUGGAGUUUACUUCAAUCCAGAGGAGACUGAGCUGGAUCUCACCUACAAGAGUCGAUACAAGGAUGUGAAGCUCCCAGAUGCUUAUGAAAGACUCAUACUGGAUGUCUUCUGUGGAAAUCAAAUGCAUUUUGUUCGCAGUGAUGAGUUACGGGAGGCCUGGAGGAUCUUCACCCCCCUCCUCCACCAAGUAGAGAAAGAGAAGCCACGCCCCAUUCCCUACACAUAUGGAAGUCGUGGUCCAAGAGAAGCAGACGAUCUCCUGAAGAGAGUGGGAUUUCGCUAUGAGGGAACAUACAAGUGGGUGCAGCCCCACACCGCUUAAUUCUUUCUGUCUCACAAUCAAGUACUUGAGAAAAGAUUGUAAACAAACAAUCAAGUUUACUGCAGUCACUGCUGCACUUGAUUGAUUUCUGCAUGCACAGAAGAAAGCACUGCUUUUCAUGACUAAUUAUGACAGCAGAGAUUAAAACAAGCUGUAACAGUCUGAUUUUGAUGUAAAUCUGGUAUUUCUAAAUAAAUCAUCAUUCACUCUUUUACUUGCAAUUUUUUUUAAAAGCAUUGCAAAUAUCUGUAUUCCUACGACCUUUGGACAUUGUGGACAUGGAAAAUCUACAACCUUUAUGGUAUCUUAUAGAUACUAGUAUAGGAUAAUUAUUUACUGGCUGUGCCAUUUAACUCUUAAGAAUUCAAGAGUGUUCACUGUAUUGUAAGGCCUUUGUUUACAACUGUCACUAAUGCCCAAUGGGAGUCAUAAACAGACCCAUGUAUACCAGAAGGACCUGCUGGCCUGGUUCGUAACAACAGGAGCCUCUUUUAGUAUCAGUCAUGCAGGAAACGCAUUUAAAUGUCUGGCGUCGGUAAGAACAACUCUCAGGUAUGUUCUAAUCUAAACUAAGAACUCUCUUACUAACAUGUUAAUCUCUUACAAUGCAUAAACAUGUUUUCAAAUGGCUUUAUAUUUUUCUAUUUCUAUCAGCAGUUUUCACCAGAUUGAUUCUGGUUCUUGUACUUUGUCUCUGCCAGGUUCAAGGCCUAACUGGAACUGCAUGCACAGUUUCUUUAAUAUCAGUAAUAGACCAUUAAGUGAUCCUGCCAGUACUUUGAAGUGCAGCAAGAACAAACAUCUUUUUAAACAACUAUUUGUGGUUUCUUGUGACAACCUAUUGAAGUAAUGAUUUUAAUGGGCCAUAUAUGUUUGUAAAUUGUCAUGCAUUUCAUAGAUUUGUGUGAAGCUAGAAAAUUGUUCACUGAUAAUGUAGAACCAG